AUGGCCUCAUUCGAUCUUGCUGUUCGUUUCAAACAUUGGCAAUAUCUUCUGAAUAUUAAUACCAAUGAGACUCUUGACCAGCUCAAAAAUCGAAUCACGUCAAUCUGCGGCAUUGAUCUUAAUAGUGAAGAGUAUUGUCUCGAGAUUUUCGACGAUUGUCUUGACCAAUAUGUAGUUUUCACUCAACGGUAUUUGACUGAACUAUACAAGGAUUUAAGAACAACAGGAAACAGAAGAUUCAACGCUCGACUCAGGUCAGAUUAUUCAGAUGAUGUGCUCGCACAAGUACCUGUUCCGUCUUCCAAUUAUACGAUCGUUUGGCUGGAUGAAUAUAUCAGUAACCAGCAAGAGCACCAAAUGCUCAUACAAAAGUUCAAUUUGGUAUUAGAUAUUAAGAAUGAUGAUUAUUUAUCUGCAGAAUCAUCGAAUGAAUUCGAUAACUUAAUGGUAUGCGAAAGAAAGCGAUGGAAUGACACUUUACAGAUCUUCGAUAGUCCUGAAGAGUGUUACAGAUUUAUACGUACAAAUGCCGAGCUGACAUCCAUCUUCUUCGUGACUUCUGGCAACCUCGGUCGUUCUAUUAUACCAUCCCUAAUUGACCAAGUACGCGGUGUGUACGUACUUCGUUCGGAUGUAGAGGAGAAUCUCGAAUGGUUGUUCGAUUAUCUGGAUUGUUCAUGCAGUGUUUUAUUCUUCGAUCAUGAGAUCGAUUUACUAGCACGUUUAGCUCGUGAUAUAGCAAACUCUUGUAUAAAACAAGGCAGACAAUUGCUGACAAAGAAGCAACUGAUGCCAGCUUUCAAUUCAUUGUUUAAUGCGGAAAAAGUGUUAAUUCGUGCGCACAUAAUUGAUGGAAAGAAUAUUGAUAUGCACUUGAGCGAUACUUAUCAAAAAAUUCAACAAGUCACCAAACGAGUACCUGAAGAAUUCGAUUAUUCGAAGCAGAAUCAUUUAAUCCUAUGGUUUGAUGAAAAUAUUGCAGAUCCAGAAGCUUAUAGAUCUCUCAAAAAAGCAUUCUUGAGAAACAUCGAUUCGCACAAUCAGAAUCGUUCACCUGUUACCGACAUGAAUUACGAUGAUCUUAUUCGUGAAAGAGAUAUUGUCCCAGUUAUAUUCAUGGGAAUACCAUUUCUACUGCAAGCAUCCGACAACGUUGAAACUUGUCUCACCAUUCUUAAUACACAUCGAAAUAAGCGUAUAUUCUUCAUUAUUUCGAAAAAUAUGGCCAGACGCAUCUCAUCAUAUAUGGAGUCUCGAUUUCGAACUGCCGCUAGGAACUCAGAUACCAAUCAUCCAUUUGUAAAAGUUUACAUUGCCUCCGACAAUAUUGUACAGCAGAUCAAGUGGAUAUCUGAGUACUCUGAGUAUUUCAUGACGUUCGAGCGAGAUGAAGAGCUGUUGGAAUCAAUGAGACGCGAUAUUGCAAAUUACUUUAUCGGACAAAGUAAAGCAUACCGUCAAGUGUAUGACUUGGAGUUAGCCUUCUAUUAUCUUAAACAGGCUACGGAGAUAUGGUAUCAGUAUUACAACAUGGACAAAGACAAUUUUAUGAAUUCAUCUACGAUGCAUACAGAGACAUAUAAAAUUAAUGAAAUUAAUAAAUUAAUCAAAGGAACAAUGGUCUUAGUGUCUGAUAAUGGUCAAAACAAUGCCAUAGGAAAUGCACCACACCCAAUGGAAAUUGAUGAAGAAAAUCUCACAAAUAUUGAGAUUUUGUAUUUGUAUACUGACACAGCCAAGCGAGAUGCGCAAAUCAACAGCGCUAUUGACUUUAUAUUCGGAGGACUUAACGCAGUGAAAUAUCCCGUCACAGAGUUCAAUCAAGUCGAGCAAUGUCUUAACCAUAUACAGACGAGGCAAAAUAAGAGAAUUGGUUUAAUCCUACUACAUGCUAUAGGGAGAGACGAAGUAAUGGUUUUAGAACGAUUUGCCAAUGUUGACUUUAUAUUUCAACUGGAUGCAAAACUCCCAUGGCUAAAAAAACACGCAUUAACUUGUUUUUCAUCAUCGAAAUUAUUGAUCAUCCAACGACUUUGCGUGUGUCAUGAACUACUGCAUUCUGAGGUGAACUUUUGUGCUGCUUUGAACGAAUCUACGGAAUCGUCAGCGCAAGAAUUUACUCAAGACAAUCGUUCGCUAGUGCUAUUUCAACUAUUGAUAGAAAUCCUACUUCGUACUCCGAUUACGGAAAGAUGCAAAAAUGAUUUUAUCGAAUUGUCUCUCGAACAAUAUUCCAGUAACCUUGCAGAUAGAAAUGUCAUAAAUUCAUUUGCCUCCACAUUCAAACCUAACGGAGCAAUUAUGUGGUACACGAUGAAUUCGUUUGUUUAUCGUACAUUAAAUCGAGCGCUUAGAGACAAUAACCUUCGAUCAAUGUACAAGAGCCGCUAUUUCAUUUGUCAUUUAUAUGACGAAAUAAAAAAACGUUAUACCGAAACUUGUGCGUUUAUGAAUUCUCAAAUCUCUGUUUAUCGAGGACGAAUAAUGUCUUCUGACGAGUUACGAAUGCUACGGGCGAACACAAGCAAAGUCAUUACUACAAAAUGUUUCUUGUCAGCAACGUUCGACCAAAAAGUGGCCGUUGCUUUCUCAGGAAUGGAAACAAAAGCAGCUAGCGGUAUUUCUGUAAUCUUUCGUCUGAUCAUCGAUGCGUUUACAAAUAGAUCAGUAUCAUUUGCACCGAUUCAGAACAUGAGCGCAAUGAAAGAUGAAGCAGAAGUUUUGAUUCUACCUGGAACGAUAUUUCAAGUCAAAAGUGUUGUUGAAAGAGAAAAAAAUGCGUUUGAUGUGGUAUUAAUCCAUACUCUUGAACAACAGCAGCUUGAAGAAAAGAUUCGCCGUCCGAAAAGUAUCUAUUUAGACAGAGCACGAACAGUCACAUCAUUCGAUGAUUUCGAAGCAUUGGUUAAAGAGGCUUCAAGUGAAAUAAAUGAGCAGGAACUGCUACUAACACCUACGAUUCACAAUAAAAAUGAAAAACGCCUCACUAAAAAAUAUUCGUCGUCAUUAUCAAUUUCCAGAGUAACAUCGAAGCGUUUAUGGAAAAAUGUGUCGGAACUUCGAUCGUCGAAUACUCGCAGUGAUGGUUCGAUUAUAUUCAUUGUUGAUGAGACUCCCUUUGAUGACGAUAAUGAGGAUAGUGAUUUGUUACUAUCCAAUAGUAUUAUUUGCCGCUUAUUUCCACGUCAACAUAUUUAUAAGCAAUACGCUUUUAAAAUUGCGAUGUGUCUAUCAUCAUCAUAUCCAUUUUCCCCACCAACAGUGUAUUUUCUUACUCCCAUUUAUCAUCCAAAUGUCGGGCAAAAUGGAAAUGUUUGUUUGGAUAUUCUUCAAAACAGUGAAUCAUGGAAGUUUAAUACGUCGUUGGUCACUAUUUUAAUCUCUCUCGUCGACCUCAUCGAUACUCCUAAUAUAGACGAAGCAUUGCGUACGAAUAUAGCGGUAGAAUACAUACAAGAUAGAGCUGAAUUCAAUCGUAAAGCAUUAGUAAUGGCGAAAAAACACGCUUUACCUCGAUAA
Molecule: messenger RNA, 3519 nt
Organism: Adineta ricciae
Lineage: Eukaryota; Metazoa; Rotifera; Eurotatoria; Adinetida; Adinetidae
Source: the annotation of a GenBank genome assembly